Molecule: messenger RNA, 1086 nt
Organism: Caenorhabditis elegans
Lineage: Eukaryota; Metazoa; Nematoda; Chromadorea; Rhabditida; Rhabditidae
Gene: F46H5.5
Product: MATH domain-containing protein
Exons: 5
Coding region: 14-868 (284 amino acids)
Source: RefSeq, marked reviewed
UUUCAGGCUUGGAAUGGCAGAGCCGGCUUCAAAUGGUGUACUGGACCCAAUAGUAAUAUCAUUGGAGGCAACUUUCCAUGGAGUCCGAGAUCGUGACUGGAAUAGCAAACUUAUUCAGUUUCCAAGAGGUGGUAUUUUAUGGGGCCUUCACCUCUCCAAGCAACAAAAUACAACUGGGAACGCGUCAAGAGUCGUCGGAUGCCUUGUCUGUUUUGGCCCUAUAAAAGAUCACAUUGAAAACUGGUCUAUCAAAUUUGAUCACGUCUUCACAAUUUCUUGCAGAAGGGUCGGCUGUGCUGGUGUGAUCCGUAAAAACUGUUGCUUCAGCGACACACAUCAUAUCGUAAACAAUUACGAGUGGGGAGAGCAUCGGCUGCCGCUACCCGAAAAUUGGGGUACCCAUGACAACGUGAGGCUCUCUUGCCAUAUCUAUAUUUCUGAAACCACUGGGGUAAAUCGAGAUAUGUUGAAAGAAUCUGCAUCGCAAAACAAGUCACAGGAAAGUGUAUCAUCGCCACUUUCAGUUUCUCAAGUAGAAUCUCAAGUAAUCAAGUUUUUUGGAGAUUUGUUACUCAAUGAGAACAUUGUGUAUAGUGAAGAAGGAUUUGAAGCAGUGGAAAAAUUAUCUGCCCUAUUAUCAUUCCCAAACGUGAUAGAAACCUGUCGGCAAUACUUAAUGAACAUUCAAUUUGGACCAUCUCAGCUCAAUGAUACUGAGCUGAUGAAACAGAACACGGGGUUCAAUCUUACUGGCUUCGAUUAUCAAGGUAAUACGGCAUCUCGGAAAGAACGAAUUGGGAAUUUGAAUGAAAACGAUAUCAUUGCAAUGUUUCAGCACCUCUGCUUAAUUGCUUUUAAAAAAUGUUGAUAAUGCAAUCCAUAAUCAAAUUUUAAUACUGCACAUAUCGCUUUAGUGAUGUAUUACAUUUUUUCAAGCCGAGAGAUAAUUCAAAAUUCGAAUGAGCUUGCCAAAAAAAAUUUCAGCUGUGCUGUCUGCUAUCUACUUUUUUAAAUAUAAAAUGUUUGUGAUAACUUAUGAACUUAUUUUUAUUCGAAGACAAUAAAGUGAAACACAUAUUUUAAAAA